AUGCCGUUCUGGGCGUUGCAGACGAGUUUUCAGGCUGUUGGAAAGGAGCAAAUGGAGUGGAAAGGGAGCCUUGGAUGGACGUUUGAGUCAGAAUCAAAAUCUUGGACAGACAAGUAUUGGCGACAUCACUCCAUUUGGAUCUUACUCGGUCUUGACUCGGGCCUUUGUUUUUCUUCAUUCCCGGUAUUUCAUUUCACGUCCCUCCGUCCCCUGCGCAGUGAUCGAUAUUCCAUGCCCUUGACCCAUUAUUAUUCAAGUCUUGCUCUAUCUCAUUGCUCUGCGACGCAUGAGAGGCGUUAUCAGGCCUACCAACGCGUGGUCGUACACCAACACCGUUCAUUUCAGAUCCGUUCAUCUGCGUCCGCACAACGAUGCAUGUGUUUCUGCCUUCUCCUAUCUCCAUCAUCUGGCCUCGAUGAUCUCACGUCCUGGAUUGAUCUGUGUCAACCACCGCCAAUUGGAGACCCCCAUUUCCCAAAUAUUACUUGUGGACCAGCAAUCACCGACCUUUUUUUUUUUUACCUGGUUUCAAUCCCUCUUCCCAUUGGACCUUUUACGCUUUUCCUCGUAAUCGAUCACUCCUACUACCAGAGUGAUGAUGACACCAGCGAUAAGACCCUGGCAUGCGCGACCUUGAUCGACAUCGCCUUCAAGGUCGUUCCGCUAGUUCAUCAAGGUCUCCUUUUUCCGUUGAUGCACCCUUUCGACUCUCAGGAGCACGAAGACCGGCGCCUUCAACCUGUCUUCUAUCUCUCCGGCUUCGUGUUGUCGCGGACCUCUACAAUUGUGCCUCAUAUACCCGCUCUGCUGUACGCACAAUAUCCUCAAUAUUCGAUCAUCAAGACAUUCUACGUCGCGUUGGAUCUCGACGAUAAUAAAUUUCCUGUUGCUGGGAAGGGCCGUAAGGGACUACUCGGCUCUAUAGGCAUCCUCUCUUCCAUUGCCGUCGCUUUUCGAGAUAAAUAG
Messenger RNA from Guyanagaster necrorhizus, 966 nucleotides. RefSeq lists its product as uncharacterized. The transcript has 7 exons. The record is from RefSeq and is a predicted model, not a curated record. Bases 1 to 966 code for a protein of 321 amino acids. NCBI's taxonomy places the organism in Eukaryota, Fungi, Basidiomycota, Agaricomycetes, Agaricales, Physalacriaceae.